Messenger RNA from Arctia plantaginis, 798 nucleotides. Lineage: Eukaryota; Metazoa; Arthropoda; Insecta; Lepidoptera; Erebidae. The record is from the annotation of a GenBank genome assembly.
AUGAGUUAUACAAAUGCCGGGUUGCCAAAUAAAAACCCUUCACUUAGCUUCAGUGAAAGCCUAAGGAGACUGCUCUCAAGAGAAUGCAAAGACUUGACCGAUACGGUUGCAAUUGAAAGUGCUUUUAAAGAAACUACGAGAGAUGGUAAAGAUAUCUUACGUUUCGUGCGACUUGCGCUGACUUCCAAGGCAUUCGUGAUAGCCUGUGAAAAAGAACAAGUUGCACCGUCCCACGUUGGCAGUCACCAAAAUGUAGAAAAUUUACAAGAAUUAAUAAAACUAUAUCCGUGGAGAUCGGUCAAGUUAUCUGUGUUUAAAAAAAGUAAAAGAUACUGCGUUAAAGUUUUAUUUCUUGAUAAAUCUAUAAGAUAUUUUGAAUUGCGUGGAAUACCAAAAAUGAAGAUUUAUUGGCACCUAUGGCGACGUUACAUUAAAGAACUCAAUAACGCAAAGAAAAAAUGGCCAUUCACAGAUCAGUCCAUCGCCAGAAAGGGAAAUUAUAAUGAAAAAACCCAAUGUAUAGAACUAUGUGUUGCAAAACCCAAAAGAAAGAAAUAUCCACCUCCAAAAUGGACAAAUAAGUAUUUAUACUUAGGACCAACUAGAGAAAUUGAAGACAAAAAUCGCCCAUGCCCAGUUCCCGGACUAGGGAAUACAGAAGAAAUAAAACUGCUAUAUUUGAAGCCGGAAUAUUUCGGUUGUUGGGAACAAUCCGAACAUUGGGUACAGUGCCGAGAAAGUUCUUCAGAAUUCGCAAGUCAGAAUAAUGAAGAAACCGAAUGCCCCAGUGAAACAUGA